AUGUUUGUGACAACUGCGUCUCUCGACAGGGCUGCUACUUGGUCGAAAUCAGAAAAGAGCAGGAGAAUAUUGGUGCGACAGAAAGAAGGAAAAACGAAGGAAAGACGAGGAAGGAAGAAGGAAAACCGCGAAGAGAAGAGAGGAAGAAGGGGAAUCCGAUUUGGCUUGUUUAGGGCUGAUCCCAGGUCACAUUCCAGCUUAACGGGCGAUCAGGGGAACAUAAUUGUACAACCUCCGUAG
Lactuca virosa is the source of this 240-nucleotide messenger RNA. The record is from the annotation of a GenBank genome assembly. Lineage: Eukaryota; Viridiplantae; Streptophyta; Magnoliopsida; Asterales; Asteraceae.